Staurois parvus is the source of this 390-nucleotide messenger RNA. Lineage: Eukaryota; Metazoa; Chordata; Amphibia; Anura; Ranidae. The record is from the annotation of a GenBank genome assembly.
AUGACUGCCAACAAGGAAUGCACCUUCAUCACCAUCAAGCCAGAUGGUGUCCAGAGAGGCCUCAUCGGAGAUAUCAUCAAACGCUUCAAGCAGAAGCAGCACCAUAUUGACCUGAAGGACUGUUCCUUCUUCAAUGGACUGGUGGAGUACAUGGGCUCUAGCCCUGUGGUAGCCAUGGUCUGGCAGGGAAUGAAUGUGGUGAAGAUUGACUGUGUCAUGCUUGGUGAGACCAACCCAGUUGACUCCAAACCUAGCACCAUCAGGGGAGACUUCUGCAUACAGGUUGAAAGAAACAUCUGUCAUAGAAGUGACUCCGUGGAAAGUGCCAAGAAAGAGAUUGCCUUGCGGUUCAAAGAUGAUGAACUGGUUGAAUACAGCAACUUUGCAUAA